UUUGAAUAUAAAAUUGUCAAUGAAUCCAUAAUAUCAAUAUGACAUAUUUGUUAUAGGUGGAGGUUCAGGAGGUCUGACAGUAGUUGAUGAAGCCUAAAUGUUAGGUAAGCGAGUAGGAUUAGCUGAUUAUAUUAAACCAAGUCCACAUGGAACUUAAUGGGGAACUGGAGGAACAUGUCCUAAUGUUGGAUGCAUUCCUAAAAAAUUAAUGCAUAUGACAGCAUUGAUUGGAGAAAUAAGACAUGAAUUAACAGCAACUGGAUGGUAGGGUAUUGAUCCUCAUUCAAAUCAUGAUUGGAAUACAUUAGUCAAUGAAGUAUAAAGAUAAGUCAAAGGAAUUAAUAAAGCUAAUGAUGAUUGGUUAGUCACUACUAAUGGAAUUACAUAUUAUAAUAAAUUAGGUAUAUAUAUAGACAUAUAUUUUAGGUAAAUUGAAGGAUGAUCAUACUAUAGAACUUAUAGAUAAAGAUGGUUAAUCUGGAUUUGUAACUGCAGAAUAUAUAGUUAUUGCAGUUGGAUCUAGACCUUCAUUUCCAAAUGACAUUCCAAAUGUUAAAUAAUUAACCAUUACUUCAGAUGAUUUAUUUUCUUUAAGUAAUAUUUUAAAAAUAAUAUCUUUUAGAAAAAGCACCAGGUAAAACAUUAGUAGUUGGAGCAUCAUAUGUAGCAUUAGAAUGUGCUGGAUUUCUAACUGGUUUAGGUUAUGAUGUUACAGUAAUGGUUAGAAGUAUUCUUUUAAGAGGAUUUGAUUAAGAAAUGGCUGAAAGGAUUGGUGAAUUUAUGAAAAUCUAAGGAACAAAAUUUAUUAGAGGAACAAUUCCAAAUUCAAUAGAAGAUGUAGAAGGUAAAAGAUUAGUAAAAUGGUUAUUAAAUGGUUAAGAGUAAAGUGAUGUUUAUGAUACAGUAUUACUAGCUAUAGGAAGAAGUGCAGAUACUUAAAAUUUAGGAUUGGAAUAGGUUGGUGUAUAAACAAAUAAAGAAUCUGGAAAAAUUAUAGCUAAUGAAUCAGAUUUAACAUCAGUUCCAAAUAUUUUUGCAAUAGGAGAUUGUGUAUAAGGAAGAUUGGAAUUAACUCCAACUGCUAUAAUGUGUGGUAAACGAUUAAUAAAAAGAUUGUACUCUAAUGGAAAUUAAGUAAUGGAAUAUUCAGAUGUUUCAACAACUGUCUUUACACCUUUAGAAUAUGGAUGUGUUGGAUACUCUGAAGAAGCAGCUGUAAAGAAAUUUGGAAGAGAAAAUCUUAAGAUUUUUACAUCUGAAUUUACUCCUUUAUUUUGGAAUUUUGCUAAUAGAAAGGGUACCUGUUAUGCUAAAUUAAUUGUUAAAAAAGAUGAUGAUAUUGUUAUUGGAUUUCAUUAUCUAGGACCAGAUGCAGCUGAAGUUACUUAAGGAUUUGGUGUUGUUAUUAAAUUAAAAGCUAAAAAGAAUGAUCUAGAUAAUGUUGUAGGAAUUCAUCCAUCUGUUGCUGAAGAAAUUGUGUAGAUGUAAACAUGGAAAUGA
Messenger RNA from Paramecium sonneborni, 1500 nucleotides. The record is from the annotation of a GenBank genome assembly. Lineage: Eukaryota; Ciliophora; Oligohymenophorea; Peniculida; Parameciidae.